AUGGGAACUUUGGCACUUGACAAUGAAAAUGUAGGCUCGGAUGUUUACUGCCAUUUGGGGCUAAAGGAAUCGGCAAAAGGAGUUAUGAAAAUCCCUCGGGUUCUGUCACCUCUCUCAUCACUUCUUGAGAGAUGUGUUCAAAAGAAUGAGAUGCUAUUGGAGGCAACGGACAUUAAAGAAGUCAUGACCAUAUUUCAUGGUUUACGAGCACCCACUUUGAGCAUUCGGCAAUAUGUUGAUCGCAUCUUUAAAUACUCUGGCUGUAGCCCAUCAUGCUUCGUUGUUGCACAGAUCUAUGUGGACAGAUUUAUCCAGUGCACAGAAGUCCGUUUAACUUCUUUCAAUGUUCACCGGCUUCUGAUAACAAGUGUAAUGCUAGCAGCGAAGUUUAUUGAUGACGCAUUCUUCAACAAUGCAUACUAUGCCAAAGUAGGAGGAGUGAGCACAAGUGAGUUGAAUAGGUUGGAAAUGAAGUUCUUGUUUACUAUAGAUUUCAGGCUUCAAGUUAGCAUAGAGACAUUUAAGAGAUACUGUUCUCAGUUGGAAAAGGAAGCUGCAGGGCUCCAGAUUGAACGUUCGAUCCAAGCCUGUGGGAUCAAAGAGAAUUGGUCCAACAAAGACGAUUCAACUUGUGCUCCUACAGUUGCAAGAUGA
This is a messenger RNA of Prunus armeniaca (apricot), 654 nucleotides long. The record is from the annotation of a GenBank genome assembly. Lineage: Eukaryota; Viridiplantae; Streptophyta; Magnoliopsida; Rosales; Rosaceae.